Molecule: messenger RNA, 1182 nt
Organism: Ceutorhynchus assimilis (cabbage seed weevil)
Lineage: Eukaryota; Metazoa; Arthropoda; Insecta; Coleoptera; Curculionidae
Source: the annotation of a GenBank genome assembly
AUGGAUUGGAUGAUGUGCCACGCAGGAAAGUUGGACGCGGCUCCAUUUGCUGGUGAGGCAACCCCAUCAACAACAUCAGUGAAGCCCAGCUCAGCUCAAACUGAAACUGCAGGCCCAUCUAACACUUUGGAGGGUUCUGCAACCACCGGAACCUAUGAAGUCACAGCAAGAACUGGAGCCCUAGCUCUUAAAAAGUCAAGACGAGCAAACCGAAGAACGUCUCAAACUAGCAGCUACUGGCUCGAUCUGUUACUUGUGAUGAUUGCGGAAACAAGAAAAUUUUUAAAACAACUGAAGAAAUUGAGCUCCACACUGAGAAAUCAGCUAAGACUAGCGAACGCUCAUAAACAACCUCUUGCAAAAGCAAAAGUUGCAAGUCCAAAAUUGAAAUCAUAUACAGAGGAAGCAAGUUUACAAUUUCUGAAGGUGGCUAUUGAGCCAUAUGCCAGAGUUUUAGAAGCGUGGGAAGACACUUUGAGCUCAAGAAAAAGGCUAUACGCAACUGUCUCAUUAAAUGAUGUUUUCAAUGAAUUACCAUGUUUGAAGCAAGGUUUUGGAAUUGAAUUGAUUGAAACAGACUUCAACAGGAAGUAUCCAGACAGCGUCGAUAUAAUUUACUCAACUUGGCCAAAGGUGGCUGAAGCCAUCAUAAAAGAAGCCAAAGAAAGAAAAAUUUAUUUACCAGAAUGCAGUGAUGAAAAUAUCCAAGCACUAUUAGUCUUCCCAUACCUCUUCCAACCAAUCACUAUUAAAAAAAAAACAGAAAAGGAUGCAACUGGAGACCGAGUAGAAGUGAAAUUCAAGAAAGCUUCUUUUUUCAUGUAUCAGACAAAUAAAAUCAAUUGGUUUUUGCGCCAUGCCAAAAUCGCCCUAUUACAACAAGUCUUUAUUAACUCACACUACUCCAAAAGGGCGAAAAACGAAGAAAAUGCGGGCGGCGCGGCGAUAGCGCCAGGCACCGGCAGCACCGCUAUUUCGGUUACCGACAAAGUCAAAUUCGCGAUGGAAUGCAUAAAUUUUAAAUGGACUCAAAAAAGAGGAUUGUGUGAUCUUCGUAAUAAAUUCGAAAUUCCUGCUAAUUUACCAAGCUUAACUCCUCCGAAGCUCAACCCGGAAGUAGCGGCUGCUCUUGCGAAAUCCAGCAUAACCACUGAAUCCUCGCAUAGGGAAGUACAGAAUUAA